Funneliformis geosporum is the source of this 1892-nucleotide messenger RNA. The record is from the annotation of a GenBank genome assembly. NCBI's taxonomy places the organism in Eukaryota, Fungi, Glomeromycota, Glomeromycetes, Glomerales, Glomeraceae.
UUAUCGAAUUAGCCAAACAAAAAUACAAAGAUAUUCAACAAGGAUGGGGUGGUCUAACUGAACAAAAAAACCAAUUAAGGAUCACUAUUUCUGGCUACGACGUAUUUACUACUGAGGAAGCCACCCAACUAGUUUUAGAGAAAAUUUUAAAAUUUGGACUUACUUUUAACAAACUUAAACCUAGUCCUAUUCGUUUUCCAACUGAAAAGGAGGUAGUUACGGUGCUGAAAUCCCCCCAUAAACAUAAGGAUGCCCAAGAACAAUUUGAGCGAAGAACUCACCGGCGAAAGAUAUUUAUUUCUAAUGUUUCUCAGAUUGAUUUGAAAAAGUUAGAAAGAGAGUUAAUAACACCGAUUUGGAAUUUUUGUCGAUUAGUGGCAAAUUUUCUUUUAGUGACUCGUCUCGCUUGUCCUGAACGUGAACGAUUAUUCCCAAAUAAUGAAUUGGCACGUAAGAAGUUAAUUAGCGAGAGCGAAAGAGUAAAAAUUAAUGAAAAUAAUUUAAAACUCGAAGAAAAAAAGGUUGAAAAUUUUGCUAAGCAAUUACUCCUCAAAGAAGAAUUAGUUACUAAACAAUUAAUUGUUAGUUCGCAAAAACAAGAGGAAAUCCAACAAAAAGCGGAAAAAUUAUUAAAAAUAAAAAAUCAAAUAGUGGAGGGUUUAGAAAGAGCCAUUCCAAUGAGUAGGGAAGAAGCUAAGAAGUGCUUAUUUUCGUUGCUUAAAGAAGAGAUAAUUCAAGAACUUCAUGAUUAUCAAGAGGAAGAAAUUUCUCGAGUAAAAAACAAAAUUAAGGAAGAAAGUGCGAAAAUAAUCUGUUUGGCUUUGGAGAGAUAUAGUUCAGAAUUAGUUUUUCCUAAGACAACUAGUACCCUACAAUUAGAAAAUAAGCAGACUAUUAGUAGAAUAAUUGGUAAAGAGGGGCGAAAUAUUAAUGCUUUUCGAAAGAUUACUGGAACUGAUUUGUUAAUUGAUAAAGAGAAUAAAGAGUUAGUGGUGCAAAUUUCUUCUUUUAAUUCUUUGCGCAGAGAAAUAGCUUUACAAACUUUAAGUUCACUAGUUAGGGAAGAAAGAUUUUCUCCGGUUCAAAUCGAGAAGACUUUUCAAAGAGUUAGUUCGGAGGUCAGCGAGUUAGCUAUUGAAAAUGGUAAAAUAGUGCUAAAAGAACUAGAAUUGACUGGUAUUCACCCCGAAUUAAUUAAUUAUUUAGGGAGACUUAAAUAUCGUACUAGUUAUGGGCAAAAUGUUUUGGAACAUUGUUUAGAGGUAGCUAAAUUAUCAGGAAGCAUUGCUGCUGAACUAGAUUUAAGUGUUUUGCUUGCCCGCCGGGCUGGAUUGUUUCAUGACAUUGGAAAAUCGGUUGAGGAUAGCGGAAGGUAUUCUCACGUUAUUAAUGGGAUUGAGUUAGCCAGAAGAUAUAAAGAACCAGAAGUAGUCAUUAAUGCGAUUGCUUCCCAUCACCAUGAUUAUCCCGCUGAUAAUCUUUACUCGCUAAUUGUUAUUGCGGCUGAUAAGUUAUCUGCGGCUCGCCCCGGAGCUCGCGGUUAUCAGUUAGAAGCUUAUAUUGAGAGAAUGGAUAGUUUAGAGAAACUUGCUAAAGAAAUCCCCGGGGUUAAAAAAAGUUAUGCUUUCCAAGCCGAUGAUUAUCAAGCUUGGGAAAUUUCCCAAAAAGUUAAGAAAAAAAUUAGAGAGCGAAUAAUUAUUCCGGGUGAAGUAACCAUUCAGGUAGUACGGGAAAAAAAGUUUAUCCAAAAAUUAAAUACUCUCGAGGAUCAUCAUAUUCAAGGCAUUAAAGAAAGUGAAUUAGAACCAGUUCAAGCAAUAAUCAAGAAAAAAACUAAAAAACCUUGGCCAAGAAAAAAACUAAAAAAUGAUUUGCCGAAAAAAAAUCCUUAG